This is a messenger RNA of Pistacia vera, 622 nucleotides long. RefSeq names its product basic blue protein-like. Gene Ontology annotation, cellular component: plasma membrane. Lineage: Eukaryota; Viridiplantae; Streptophyta; Magnoliopsida; Sapindales; Anacardiaceae. Gene Ontology annotation, molecular function: electron transfer activity. The coding region runs from base 135 to 527 and encodes 130 amino acids. The transcript has 2 exons. The record is from RefSeq and is a predicted model, not a curated record.
UAGUGAAAUCAACAUUUUCUGGCAAUGGCCACACCGACUGUUCUUUGUUAGAGAAAACACGUUAUAAAAGCAAUCAACUGCACACUUCAUUUUAUCAAAUAUUCAUCACGCUCAGCAGUUAACUAGAAAUUAAAAUGAGUGGCUUUCACCAGGGAAGAUGCAGUGCUAAAUCUAUGCUUGUUGCCACUACUUUUGUUCUCCUCUUAUUACUUCAAUUUAGAAGCACUGGAGCAACUACUUUCACUGUUGGUGAUACUUCAGGCUGGACUUUCAGCUUUAAUCAGAACUGGACUAACGGGAAAAAGUUCAAGGCCGGCGAUAUACUUGUAUUCAACUAUGACCCAUCACUUCACAAUGUGGUAGUUGUUGAUGAGAAUGGCUACAACAGCUGCUCUUCUUCUCCAAGCUCAAAGACAUACGCAACUGGGAAAGAUAAAGUGAAACUAUCCAAGGGACGUAACUACUUCAUUUGUGGUAUCCCUGGCCAUUGUGACGGUGGCUUGAAGAUUGCUGUUGAUGCUUCUUAAGUAACAGAUAUAUUGUAGCUUAUACAUCUCUGCUUCAAACCCUGAUCCCCAGUUAUGUAAGGCGAUUUAAUCAGUUGCUUAUUGUUGUAUUAAGC